GUGGGAGGGCCCAGGCCUGGGCCAGCCUCUGAGGGGCUGGAUUCUGGCUACAGACUCUGUACUCAUCAGUACAACCAUUCCCACCUCCAGAGUCCAAGGGCGCAUGUAGCAAGCAGGUUGACCGGUCCUAGGUACUACUGAGGCAUAUCUGGUGGGUGGGGGGCAUGGGCUUCGAAGAGCUGCUGCACAAGGUGGGUGGCUUUGGGCCUUUCCAACUGCGGAAUCUGGUGCUGCUGGCCCUGCCCCGAUUCCUGCUCCCGAUGCAUUUCCUCCUGCCCAUCUUCAUGGCUGCUGUGCCUGCCCACCAUUGUGCCCUGCCUGAUGCCCCAGCCAACCUCAGUCACCAGGACUUGUGGCUGAAAAUCCAUCUACCCCGGGAGACUGACGGCAGCUUUAGUUCCUGCCUCCGCUUUGCCUAUCCCCAGGCUCUCCCCAAUGUCACCUUGGGGACAGAGGUGGACAGCUCUGGGGAGCCUGAGGGUGAGCCCCUCACAGUGCCCUGCUCCCAGGGCUGGGAGUACGACCGCUCAGAAUUCUCUUCCACCAUUGCAACUGAGUGGGAUCUGGUGUGUCAGCAGAGAGGCCUGAACAAAGUUACAUCCACGUGCUUCUUCAUCGGCAUGCUGCUGGGGGCUGUGGUGUACGGAUACUUGUCUGACAGGUUUGGCCGGCGCCGGCUUCUGCUGGUGGCCUACGUGAGCACCCUGGCGCUGGGCCUGAUGUCUGCAGCCUCAGUCAACUACAUCAUGUUUGUCACCACCCGCAUGCUCACCGGCUCAGCCCUGGCUGGUUUUACCAUCAUUGUACUUCCGUUGGAGUUAGAGUGGCUGGAUGUGGAGCACCGCACUGUGGCUGGGGUCAUCAGCACCACCUUCUGGACAGGAGGGGUGCUGCUGCUGACCCUGGUUGGGUACCUGAUACGGAGCUGGCGGUGGCUUUUGCUAGCUGCCACUCUGCCAUGUGUCCCGGGCAUCAUUAGCAUCUGGUGGGUACCUGAGUCUGCACGAUGGCUUCUAACCCAGGGUCGUGUGGAGGAGGCAAAAAAGUACCUGUCCAUCUGUGCCAAGCUCAAUGGGCGGCCCAUGAGUGAGGACAGCCUGAGCCAGGAGGUCCUGAACAAAGUGGUCACCAUGGAAAGGGUGUCGCAAAGACCCUCGUACUUAGACCUGUUCCGGACAACGCAGCUCCGACAAGUCUCACUGUGCUGCAUGGUGAUGUGGUUUGGAGUGAACUUUUCCUACUACGGCCUGACUCUGGACGCGUCCGGGCUGGGGCUGAACGUGUACCAGACGCAGCUGCUGUUCGGGGCUGUGGAGGUGCCUUCCAAAAUUACGGUCUUCUUCCUUGUGCGUCGCGUGGGACGCCGCCUCACAGAGGCUGGGAUGCUGCUGGCCACUGCUCUGACCUUCGGUAUCAGCCUGCUGGUGUCCUCCGGCAUGUGCCACCACUGCCCGGCUAGCACAGGGAAUUUUAUCUUCUGUACUGGGAAGCCAGUAUUAGAGGUUGCCCGCACAAGAGGGGAGCCUUGUAAUGUAUGGCUCCUUCAACCUUUCCUCAACAGACAGAGAGGAAUGGGAUUCACUGCACUCAUAGGCCGGCUAGGGGCCUCUCUGGCCCCACUGGUGGUCUUGCUGGAUGGAGUGUGGCUGUUACUGCCCAAACUUGCUUAUGGGGGGAUUUCUUUCCUGGCUGCCUGCAUUGUACUCCUGCUGCCUGAGACGAAGAAAGAACAGCUGCCAGAGACCAUCCAGGAUGUGGAAAGAAAGGGGUAUAUGUGUGGGAGGAAGAAGAUAGACAGGUCCGGGAUUGCAUUAACCUAGGGACAGCUCACCAAGUAAGUAGCUGGAAACAAGGCAGGCUCUUGUGACUGGGACAUCAAAUUCCUCUGCCUAAGGAUGGAGCUGCUACUGGUGCCAUCUGCCUAUGCUUAUCCAGUCUCCAACAACAGGACAACUCCUGCAGCACUGGGCUGUUGGGGAUCCUGGGCACCGCUCUCAUGGCGGUGGGGGGCGUGCGGGGGACUUCUGUAAAUAAAGAUAGAUGCUCAUGGGUUGGGGCAGCUGUGA
This is a messenger RNA of Mus caroli (Ryukyu mouse), 2066 nucleotides long. The record is from RefSeq and is a predicted model, not a curated record. Lineage: Eukaryota; Metazoa; Chordata; Mammalia; Rodentia; Muridae.